AAUUGCCGCACUUGCUGCACUUGCACUUGACUGUCCGCCAAGAGUCGUCGUCUCGCUCUCCGGCGUUCAAGUCUCCUGCCGGCACUCGAAACGCACUGCUUCGCUGCAGAACCGCACUCCACGCCAAUUGCAUAAGCUAAUUACGCCGUGUUCGUGGUGAAGAAAAAAUCAGCGCAUCAGCGGAUUCGGCGACGUGCGUAUAGACGCAUUGGAGCAGCAAGAGUUGGGAGUGAGCAGAACUGGAUGGACGGCGAGCGGCAGCCGCGUGGUCGCCGGCCGGCCAACAGACCAGUGCGGCCUCCUCUCCCGACGGCGAAGCAUCUCCGCUAGACUCUUGCUGUAUUUGCGUGUGCCGUGACUCGGGUUUCGUCGAGCCAGAUCGAGACGCUGCUAUAAGGACAAUUAAUCGCACCCGAUUGGAUUUCUUUGCCGAAUCUGCCGCUGGCCAUGCUCAGAGGAGUGCCCCUUUUCUGGUGAUGCUGCGAUAAAAGGUCCCGACGAUGCUUUCGUCGCUGAAACUGAUUGCGGCGUUGCUUAUUCUCGUCGGAGGUGACCCAGUGGCCAGCUCUACGGUGUAUCGGGCGGCAGGUGUGACCCGGCACUCGGACGGCGACACUUUUUACCUCAAAAAGGAUGGUGUAGCAGUGGCAUGCACAAACACUCUUUGCGCAGACAGCAGGGCUGUGCCAUCGCCAGCGUUAACUCUUGGGGCUCGGAGGAAGGAUGAUCCUCCAUGUGUAUGCAAGUGUCCGGAUCACAGCCCCACUUUCAGGGAGGAUUUACACGUAUGCGUCGACGACUUUCACGAGUGUUCGCUGGCCACGUUCAAAAAUAACCAAAAGAAGCAGAAGAUCCCCUUCGUGUUCCUGCCGAUGAAAGGGCAGAUCAUCCAUCCAAGCUCGGACAUCGUUUUUAAUGCUGACGUAGGCGAGGAUCCAAUCUGCGUGGUCUCCAGUGCCCAAUUUCUGACUAGAAGCAGCUGGCUGGAGCUGCGCAACACCUCGGACACAGAACCCCCCCUGAGACUCUUUCGUGACCAGAGGCACACAUUCCUGCAGUGGUUGGGCGAGCAGGAUUUGCGCGUCGGGAUGGAGGGUCGAAUCCUCCUGGCGCGGUUGAUGUGCAAGGACCCAAGCGGAUUGCACCAUUCAUCACCGACCGACGACGGCCAGGGAGUAAUAACACACACCUUUUCAACUCCGUGCAUCGCUUUCCGAGUGGCCGGAUCCCAAGGUGCGCGUGAGGUGAGCUUCACGUCGGACUACUCACUGGCCGGCACCGGCGGCGGCCUCCUACACGGUCUAAUGAGCCACGAGAAUAGCAACACCGGCCUCGGCACCCUCGAAUACCUCGCAGUCGGCCUGUGCAUCGUGCUGCUGUGCUUGGUCUACGCCACUUCGGUCAUUGUCUACAUUCACGUCAGGAGAAUCCGUAGAAAGAAGAAACGCUCAAGGAAUGAGUCCGGAGAUGACAGCGACUCUGAGAGAGGACACGGUGGUUACUCUCGCCGCACCGAAAUGAACCUAAUGAGCGAAGGCGUCAUCAAGAACAAUCCUUUGCUCAUGUCUCCGGGCAGCGAAAACUUUACAAAAUUGCCAAGCCUGUUUCACAAAGCGUCGAGGAGCAUCCGGCUGCCUCGAGGGGAUUUGCCCGUGGCCAUGGAGCACGAAGCAGAGUCAUCGGCCGAGGAGGAUCAAUCGCAAAACUCGCCCAAGUCCGAGCACAGCAGCCAGCGAGGCAACGACAAUAACGCUGAGUCCCCUGUCCUGUCAAAAACAUCAGAGAUUAAGGUGCAGAUCCACCCAGAGUCAAGCAGCUCCAAUGAGCCAGGGUCUAGCUCGUCCGGCGAUGAAAACCAGCACUCGCCGGAGUUGCAGACAAGUGGCAUUUACACUCUGACGCUGCAACCACCAACGGAAAGUGGAAGUUUGGAGAGACAUCCCGGCGAGAGCGUGUCGAUCGUGGAAACGCUGGACGAAGAGAAUUCAAAGGAAGGAAGGGACUUUUCUUUUUUAGGAGGGCGUCACACUUUCAAUUCUACCAGUCUCGGACUGCCAGACUCUGAAGCAGGGUGCAGCGGCAAUUGCAACGCUUCUUCGUCCCACUCUGGACCACUUCUGGGUACAGUCAUGGGCAGGAGAAAACUGUACUUCAACCCAGCAUACUUUGAUCCAGAAAUGCUUCAAUCUCCUCCUCAAGCUGCAAUUGAAUUCCUGCAGAAACUGCGAGAAGUCGUUGCGAUGUCAAAGAUGAAAAUUGCUGCUAAACGGUACAAUCCGAGUCUGAUUGGCAUUCCAGAAGAAGGAGACUCGAUAGUGUCGAGCAGAACGAGCCAAAGCGUGAACGGCUAUACUAAACAAGAAAACUGGCAAAUUGACCAAGAGCCCGCGACAGAAGGAGCUGUCAGCUCUAGUCUGCUGCCGACUCUGGACGUCUGCGGAAGUAAGCAGCAGACCAUAAGGCGAUGGUUGGAAGAUUUAGACUCAGGUGAACCUGUUGAAGACCAAGAGCUGCCAGAAAAAGCGUCCGAUCAACUCCCACCCGUCGUGAAGACGCCGUCAUUGGAAGCACCGAAAAAGCCACGAAGAGCCAACGGAAAGGCGCCUCAGCCUAAGAAACUGAUGGACGCGGUUAUUAAAGAACUCGUCCGCGAAAGAGGUUUGCUUGGUGAGGACAUUCCCUCGAGUGAGACCACGACGAGUGGUGAAAAGUCAUUGGAGAGCAUACAAAACGAAGCUGAAGAAAAUCCUUAUGAAUUAAUCGCUGUCAAUCAAUCUAAUUUAUCAAAUGCAGCAGUUGACGAUCAGCAGCAUAAGCGGCCACCACUAAUGAUGUUUUGUCUUCCUGAGCUACUUGCAAAAACCUCAGGAUACAACUUGGUGAGCGAAGUAUAUGUCAACGAUGACUAUAGUUGUAGCAGCAACCAAUCGUCAUCGUCAAACUCCACAAUAAACAGGCACACCAUCAAGCACAGACCACCGAAAAACUCCUUGGGAACUCCUUCGGACACUUCGUCACCCAGUUCAUCCGUUUCAGAAAACCUUGAAGCUGGUCCUGAAGCUGAUCAUUAUCCUGGAAGUUUGACAAUAAAGCUGCCAGAAGCUGCCCCUCACGAAUACGUUGAAAGAAGGGAAGAAGACCAAUUCGAGCCAGACACGCUUGACAGAGCGAGAAAGAACACCAAGCCGCAGCUGUCAAACAAUAUUCUAUGUGCCGACUCCUUGGAGAGACCUCUCAAAAUUCAGCUCAAGAGCUCUGGCAGCUUUUUUGCGGACGCAAUGAAUGAGCAGCACUCGUGGGGUCCUCUAGAUGUUUGGAGCUGCAGUGAAGCCAAAAAGAGAAAGAGCCCUAAUAGUAUUUCUGACCUGAGAAGCAACAACAUUGCUUUCGUUACCAACUUAAACAAAGCGCAAGGGCCAGGUUUCGGAAGCUUGAGGGAAAUAUUUGAAGCAAAACGGCAGAUGCAGCUUAAGUCACAGUUCGAUAAUCUGUUGGCUGGCCCUCCGGGAGAACUUCAGGCAAAGCAACGAGUGGCAAGAUCUAUGAUCACACCAAACGAAUUGAGAAUUCGUGCUCAGGGUAUGGAACAAGCAUCUAUCGACGACAUCAGACAGAUGAUGUGGAGCACAACUCCCGACGUCACGCCAAAACCAAAGCCAAAGCCCAAGAGACAGAGGACCGCAGACGUGUCUGCGUGUCCGCCGACGCCUCCCCCCUCGGUACCACCGCCGCCAGCCACCAUUCCUCCGUCACUACCUCCGAAGAAAAAAUCCAUCGACCACGGGCACAAUCCGCCUCUUCCACCACGCGAACCAGCAAAAUCCGUACCUCCCCCGAGUUUGCCGCCAAAAAACUUGCGGGGCUGCAGAAGUCCACCACAAUCAAAUAUCCAGAAACCACAGCAACAACUCCCGAACCUGAUUACGAGCCACUCUGCCCUCCAUAGGGCUUCUGCGGACAGCGAAGAGGAAGACUACAAACACAAGAAGGAGGGCAUCCGGGGCAGAAGUGCCAGCGGCUUGGCCAAUGAUGCAUUUUCCAAGUGGAAGAAAAACAAAUGGGAGCAGGAGACGAGCAUCAAAAUGCCCAACAGACCAGGCGACUCCGGCUACCUCAGCUCAGACAGCAACAACUCGCUGAAGAGGGUCGCCAACGAAAUGAGAGACCAAAGUAGCGAGACCGACGAAGAUGAGUCUCUUUGCGAGGGUGGCAGCGAAUCCGGAGCCGAGAGUAUCGGCACGGAUUCAAUUUUCUACAAGGCGAGUCCACACGACUCGUCGAGAAACUCUGGAGAAAAGGGCAGGGAUGUGAACGUUCUUCUGCCGCACGCAAAGAAAAAGGUCCCGCCGCCACCACCCAAAAGAGUAAACAGCAAACUAAAUACCAUCGUGUUGCGGAAUAAUAAUCUCAUUAAAAGUAAUCUUAACGCCAAGUAUGGCCUGUAAAUCUGCACAUUUUAUAGUCACUGUGUACAAUGCUGUACUAUAUUUUAAAGAAACGCUCAAUAAUGCGAAAAGCUCCUCUUUAAAUGUACGUUAAUCUUGUGAUUUAGAGUUUAUCUCUUAUCAACGUAAGUGCGGUACCUCUCAUUUACUUUUGUACUGAAGUCAAAUAAACUAACGAUACAUAAUAUUAUGUUGUUGAUCAAUUUAUAGAUGAGUACUUGUAUGAUGACAAGAUCUGUUUUAGAUGAAUAAAGAUGAAAAAUACCUUUAAUAA
Molecule: messenger RNA, 4719 nt
Organism: Cloeon dipterum
Lineage: Eukaryota; Metazoa; Arthropoda; Insecta; Ephemeroptera; Baetidae
Gene: sha
Product: shavenoid
Exons: 10
Coding region: 501-4445 (1314 amino acids)
Biological process (GO): imaginal disc-derived wing hair organization
Cellular component (GO): cell cortex
Source: RefSeq, a predicted model, not a curated record